AUAAAGGAGGCUGUGUGAAUAAUGGCCAAACUGAAAUUUCUAGCUUAUGCCCACAACUAAUCACAAAGUCAAAUUGAACGUACAGCGUAGAUAUAAAAUUGAUACAGUAUAUAUAUAUUUUGAUUCCCUAAAUUGGUCUAAUACAAAAUUCACAACUAUGAGUUCGAAUGGGAGAAAGCUGGAGGCUGCCUACGAGAAGUUGAUAGAACAGAAUAUUAAAAGCCAGUUCGAGAAAAAUGGCACAAUGGCGGCUCUACGGAGCGAAAUGCACGUGAAGAUCCUUAUGAUGCUGCGUGGCCAGCUGAAUAUGUCCAAAAUGCAGCCCCUUACCGGCGGAGCAACUGAUGGAACCAAUCCUUCGGAAGAUCACACCCUGCUUAAGCUCAUAAACCAGCUGGUUAUGGAGUUCCUCGAUUGGUUCGGCUACAAACACACCCUGGAAACAUUUCGCCUGGAGACGGGUAAAACCGCGCCCAAUCGCAGGGAAAUGGAGCAAAGUCUUCUCAUCUCACCCGAGUCGAAGGAUUUUCCCCUGCUGGCUCAGCUGGUUAUGCGCGAUUGGAAGUCCACUAUGCAUGGAGCGGGUUCCGAGAAGGUGGUUCAGCUGCCGGAUCCGGUCAAGGCCACUCCACAGCGGAGUCGAAAGUUAGUACAGGAGCUGAAAGCGAUGCGACCCCAAAAGUCGCAAACUGAGCAGGGGAAACUAGUGCAAUACAAUCGAAAACUCAUCGAUCGAGCUAACGAUCCCUACACAAAAGCCAUCACACUCAGGAGCACUGCUACUCCACCGAGAUCGUUGAAAACCGAGAUGAGUAAGUCCUACGUGGAUAGCUCUGAAUCCGAUGUUCUGGAAUCUGAUUACAGCGAGGAGGAGUCGGCGGAUAGUGACGCGUAUAAGGACAUACCCGAUAGACAGAUCUUUAUCGACGACUUGCCGCCAGAGGGGAAAUAUGCCCCUAACCAUGGCGAAGAAGGUCCCUUUGUUGCCCAGCAAAACCAGAACCAGAACCAGAACCAGAACCAGAACGAUGGUCAGCUUCAGCCGGGUGAAGGCGAGCUGUUCACCGACCAUAUCCCGAGCACAUCAAAUAGGCCAAGAGCACGGAGUAUAUCAAGAAAACCACAAAUUGCAAGUUCCGACUCGGAGGAUGAGCCUUCGAUCAGCGGAAGGAAUUGGAAUUCCCCGCGAAGAGUGCAACUGCGGAGCAAGAACACCCUAAAGUCUGAAGAGGAACCUGUUCCGGCAGCGAGGAAACCCUACUGUCCAGAUACCCACAUAGGAGAAGUCGAUUUGGACAGCGAUUACAGCUCGGACGAAGACUGAUCAAAUUUUCCAUGUGCAUUUGCAGAUUCCUUGUAAGAUUUGAUAUGCUGCAAAUUUUUUAUUAAUAAAGGAGAAUUGGAUCAGGGGCAGCUCAUUAUGGCACCUCUGUUAGAGCUUCAGCCACAAGAA
Molecule: messenger RNA, 1453 nt
Organism: Drosophila erecta
Lineage: Eukaryota; Metazoa; Arthropoda; Insecta; Diptera; Drosophilidae
Exons: 1
Coding region: 47-1324 (425 amino acids)
Molecular function (GO): protein binding
Source: RefSeq, a predicted model, not a curated record